Molecule: messenger RNA, 1068 nt
Organism: Hansenula anomala
Lineage: Eukaryota; Fungi; Ascomycota; Saccharomycetes; Phaffomycetales; Wickerhamomycetaceae
Gene: PUS6
Product: pseudouridine synthase PUS6
Exons: 2
Coding region: 1-1068 (355 amino acids)
Biological process (GO): pseudouridine synthesis
Molecular function (GO): RNA binding; pseudouridine synthase activity
Source: RefSeq, a predicted model, not a curated record
AUGAUACCCAAGUUCUUCAUUGAAAAUGGAUUAAGAAAAGUAGUGCCUUAUUAUCAAGUGAAUUCAACAUUUGCAAAAGGACAUUGGCUCGGGAAAAGAGUUAUCGAUCUACUCAGUAGUGAAUUUAGAGUAAGGCCCAAGGAAUAUUAUGAAAAACAAAUCAAUGAUGGUGAUGUUUAUAUUCUUAGAAAUGGUGCAAAAAUAUCAGGACCUUCACUUAUGGAUCUAGUGUUGAAAAAUAAAGAUAAACUGGAGACAAGAAGUCAUAAACAUGAAGCUAACGUGCCAGAUUUCAAUGAAAUAUCUGUUUUACACCAAGAUGAGGGCAUGAUAGUGGUGAAUAAGCCAUCAGGUAUACCAGUCCAUCCUACGGGUCGGUUUUAUUACAAUUCUGUGACAGAAGUAGUAAAAUUACAAGAAAAUAUACCAGACCUAUUCCCAUGUUAUAGAUUAGAUCGGCUAACUUCAGGUGUUUUGGUUCUUUGUAAAAGCUCUGAAAUGGCUGGAAAAUUUCAAAAACGUAUACGAGAAAGCACCAUGGCCAAAGAGUAUCUUGCAAGAGUGAAAGGGAAAUUCCCACAACAAGUUAUUGAAUGUAAUGAACCCGUUGCAAACAUUGUUCCAAAAAAAGGUUUCACUUAUGGAACUGGUGUGAAGAAAGAAGCACUCACUAUUUUUGAAGGAUUGAAAUAUAAUAGUGAAUUGGAUGAAUCAAUUGUUUUAUGUAAACCAGUAACGGGGAGAACUCAUCAAAUAAGGAUACAUCUAAACCUGCUGGGGUUUCCAAUACCAAAUGAUCCAUUGUAUGGUCCUUCUGCAUCCUCCAUAAGACAAAGUAUCACAGCAUCGAAAAACGUCACUGAAGAACAAUUUGAUCAAUUGGUUAAAGAGUUUAAUGCUGAUUACAAAAGUUUAGCAACUAAUCAUUUUUGUGAAGAAUGUGGGUACCAAGUAUUUUCUGAUGAAAAUCCUAAAGAUUUGAUUAUUUAUUUACAUGCUUAUAAAUACUAUGCUAAUGAUGGUGAAUGGAAAUUUGAAGCUCCGCCACCAGAAUGGGCAAAUAUAUAG